This is a messenger RNA of Gastrolobium bilobum, 1652 nucleotides long. Its product is annotated as UDP-D-apiose/UDP-D-xylose synthase 2. Lineage: Eukaryota; Viridiplantae; Streptophyta; Magnoliopsida; Fabales; Fabaceae. The record is from RefSeq and is a predicted model, not a curated record. The transcript has 9 exons. The coding region runs from base 115 to 1278 and encodes 387 amino acids. Gene Ontology annotation, molecular function: carboxy-lyase activity.
GACAACAGUAUAUUAACAUCACAUUUACAAUUACUCCGUUUCAUAGCAACAAGUCCUUCUUUGCCACACACACACACACACACGCAAAACAUCUUCGUUUGUUUCAUCACUGUCAUGGCGAGCAUGCGAGUAGAUCUGGAUGGGAACCCCAUUAAGGCAAUGACGAUUUGCAUGAUAGGUGCCGGAGGGUUCAUUGGGUCCCACCUAUGCGAGAAGCUAAUGGCGGAGACGCCGCACAAGGUGCUUGCAUUGGAUGUUUACAAUGACAAGAUCAAACAUCUCUUGGAACCCGACACGCUCCCUUGGUCUGGUCGCAUCCACUUUCACCGUCUCAACAUCAAGCACGAUUCCAGGCUCGAGGGUCUUAUCAAGAUGGCAGAUCUGACCAUUAAUCUCGCUGCGAUAUGUACUCCUGCGGACUACAACACGCGCCCUUUGGACACCAUUUACAGCAAUUUCAUUGAUGCGCUUCCCGUGGUGAAGUACUGUUCGGAAAACAACAAGCGUUUGAUUCAUUUUUCUACGUGUGAAGUGUAUGGGAAAACGAUUGGAAGCUUUCUCCCAAAAGAUAGCCCUCUUCGGCAGGAUCCUGCGUACUAUGUUCUUAAAGAAGAUGAGUCUCCAUGCAUUUUUGGUUCAAUUGAAAAGCAGAGAUGGUCCUAUGCCUGUGCAAAGCAGUUGAUUGAAAGGCUGGUUUAUGCCGAGGGUGCUGAAAAUGGCUUGGAGUUCACAAUUGUGAGACCUUUUAAUUGGAUUGGACCACGAAUGGAUUUCAUUCCUGGCGUUGAUGGUCCAAGUGAGGGUGUUCCUCGGGUUCUGGCAUGCUUUAGCAAUAAUCUCCUCCGAGGAGAGCCCCUCAAGCUUGUGGAUGGGGGUCAAUCCCAGAGGACUUUUGUUUAUAUUAAGGAUGCUAUUGAAGCUGUCUUAUUAAUGAUUGAAAAUCCUGCCAGGGCCAAUGGACAUAUUUUUAAUGUCGGUAACCCAAACAAUGAGGUUACAGUUAGGCAGCUUGCUGAAAUGAUGACUCAGGUUUAUUCAAAGGUAAGUGGAGAACCAACUUUGGAAAAACCUACAAUUGAUGUGAGCUCCAAAGAAUUUUAUGGUGAGGGAUACGAUGAUAGUGACAAGAGAAUUCCUGACAUGACCAUAAUUAAUAAGCAGCUUGGCUGGAAUCCUAAGACCUCACUUUGGGACCUGCUUGAGUCCACUCUCACCUAUCAGCACAGGACUUAUGCUGAAGCUAUCAAGAAAGUCAUUGCAAAGCCUGUGGCAAGUUAAUCACACAUGGUGAUGGUGAUGAAAUGUAUUGAGAUGAGUGCUAGGCCUAUAGGGGCACUUACAUAUAGUUUACUGGUUGGUUUUACUUACAUGAUAAUUUUUUCCCCCUUUGGUUUUGGUAGCCUAUGCCUUCCUUCUUUAUUGCUUGGUUAUGGAGAAGUAAGAAUUUACCAAGGGCAAUCUGUGCUACUGCUAUGUAAUUUUCAUGCAGAGCUACGGGCUACUUGGCAUAUUUGGAUACCUUUACUAUGAGGAAAGAUGCUUUUUUGUGUUGUAGGGAUGGUGUUAUUCAUUCCUCUUUGUUGUCUUUCCACAUUCAGUUGUAUCAUUUACCAUAUGUUUUCUUAAUUAAUUGUCAUUAAUUUAAUUUAUGU